Vicia faba (fava bean) is the source of this 1635-nucleotide messenger RNA. The record is from the annotation of a GenBank genome assembly. Lineage: Eukaryota; Viridiplantae; Streptophyta; Magnoliopsida; Fabales; Fabaceae.
AUGACGUCAAAAAGGGAAAGGGCAACUGUUAAUAGGGUAGAGGAGGAAGGGCUUGAUUUUGAAUCGAAAAGGCUAAGGGCUGAUAAGGACUCUUCCCCCUCUCCUCCUCCUGCCUCCAUUGCAAAUCCUCUUUCUGGGUUGGCUAAUAACUAUGCUGACAUCGAUGAGGAGGAACAUUAUUAUCAGAGGGAAAAGGGUGCUGUUAGUGAAAAUAAGAAUGGUGUGUCUCAGCAGAAUGGCCACAAAUAUGAAGGGGAUGAUUAUAGUGAUGAAGAAGAAGAUUCACAGGAACAACUAUUUGGUGGAAGAAGUCGCCAGGUGGAGGUUCGGAAGGACUGUCCUUAUCUGGACACUGUAAAUAGACAGGUUUUGGAUUUUGACUUUGAGAAGUUCUGUUCCGUCUCUUUGUCCAAUUUAAAUGUCUAUGCAUGUUUGGUUUGUGGUAAGUAUUACCAAGGGAGAGGGAAAAAAUCUCAUGCCUAUACGCAUAGUCUGGAAGCCGGACACCAUGUUUAUAUCAAUCUCCAGACUGAAAAAGUAUACUGUCUUCCCGAUGGCUAUGAAAUUAAUGAUCCCUCACUAGACGACAUUCGGCAUGUCCUCAACCCAAGGUUUACUGCAAAAGAUGUUGAACAACUUGACAAAAAUAAGCAGUGGUCCAGGGCACUUGAUGGUUCUAGUUACCUUCCGGGAAUGGUUGGACUUAAUAAUAUUAAGGAGACUGAUUUUGUGAAUGUAACAAUUCAAUCCUUAAUGAGAAUUACCCCGUUGAGGAAUUUUUUUCUUAUCCCUGAAAACUAUCAACACUGCAAAUCUCCACUUGUUCAUCGGUUUGGUGAACUCACAAGGAAGAUCUGGCAUGCACGAAACUUUAAAGGACAGGUCAGUCCCCAUGAAUUUCUUCAAGCAGUGAUGAAAGCUAGUAAAAAACGAUUUCGAAUUGGUGCGCAGUCUGACCCAGUUGAGUUUGUAUCAUGGCUUCUUAAUACGCUGCAUGCUGAUCUUAAAACUUCAAAAAAGAAUACGAGCAUAAUUUACGAGUGUUUUCAGGGUGAACUUGAGGUUGUUAAAGAGAUUCCUAACAUUGAAAAUGCACCCUUCAGAGAAACUUUGAGAAUGCCAUUCCUAAUGUUAGGGUUAGACUUGCCGCCGCCUCCUCUUUUCAAGGAUGUGAUGGAGAAAAAUAUAAUACCCCAGGUUCCACUCUUCAACAUACUAAAGAAGUUUGACGGUGAGACUAUCACUGAGGUGGUCCGUCCUCAUAUAGCAAGGAUGCAAUAUCGUGUUACCAGACUGCCUAAGUAUAUGAUUCUUCACAUGCGGCGAUUUACAAAGAACAAUUUUUUUGUGGAAAAGAAUCCUACUUUAGUCAACUUUCCUGUGAAGAAUUUGGAGUUGAAGGAUUACAUUCCCUUGCCAACACCAAGAGAAAAUGAGAAAUUGCGCACUAAAUAUGAUUUGAUUGCAAAUAUUGUUCAUGAUGGCAAACCAGGUGAAGGAUCCUAUAGGGCGUUUGUGCAACGAAAAUCAGAAGAACUAUGGUAUGAGAUGCAGGAUUUGCAUGUGUCAGAAACACUCCCUCAUUUGGUCGCGCUUUCAGAAACUUACAUGCAAAUAUACGAGCAGCAGCAGUGA